AUGAAAGUUCCCCAUGUCAUUGCUGAAUUGGUAUCCGAGUUUUCCGGAUUCCAACAUACUCCUGAUUUCAAAGCAUCCAGAUCUACAGGAAACUUUGAGGAGGAAACAGUAGAAGGGUCUUCAUCUUCUUCUUCUCAUCCUCCAGAAUCCCAUUCCGAGCAUCACGGACACUCUCUAUAUUUUGGAAAACACUUUGGUAAGAAGCACCAGCACCUACCGCCUGUAGACGAGAAGGAAGCUGAUACUCAUUCCAACCAUAGUGAGCAUUCUGGAACCUCGGGCUCUGGAUCUGGACACAAAUCCAAACAUCACGGAUUGACGACUCAUUUGAAAGAGCUCUUACACAUCGGGCAUCAUCAUCACCACCAUCAUGACCACGAGGAUCAUUCAAAAGCCAAUUCAGGAGCAUCUACACCAGCAAGAAAGAAUUCCAAUGGAAGCCAAUGUGCUUGUCAUAAGCAUUCAAUCAAUAUCACAGUGGGAGCGGACGAAGUACCAACUGUUCUAGCAACUCCACCCAACGAAAUGACCUCCCAGUAUAUGCCACACUUCCUGAAAAACACCCAAUCCCCAUGCAUCUCUCGUGUCGUCAGUUCCAGUUCCUUGAAAGAAAAGCUCAACAAGAUCAAGAGAACUGCGAGCUCGGAUAGCGAGACGGAUCUUCCAGAGAAGAAAUGCUCAGUUGCUUCGUAUCGUGUUGUGACACAUUAG
This is a messenger RNA of Caenorhabditis briggsae, 711 nucleotides long. The record is from RefSeq and is a predicted model, not a curated record. NCBI's taxonomy places the organism in Eukaryota, Metazoa, Nematoda, Chromadorea, Rhabditida, Rhabditidae. The transcript has 2 exons. The coding region runs from base 1 to 711 and encodes 236 amino acids.